This is a messenger RNA of Cladophialophora psammophila CBS 110553, 2316 nucleotides long. RefSeq lists its product as uncharacterized. Gene Ontology annotation, biological process: peroxisome inheritance. The transcript has a single exon. Lineage: Eukaryota; Fungi; Ascomycota; Eurotiomycetes; Chaetothyriales; Herpotrichiellaceae. Gene Ontology annotation, cellular component: extrinsic component of intraperoxisomal membrane. The coding region runs from base 1 to 2316 and encodes 771 amino acids. The record is from RefSeq and is a predicted model, not a curated record.
AUGGCCAGUCCACCUCCAUCCUACGGCGAGCCUCCUCCCCUCCAAAGUUACCGCAGGUCCUUUACUGUCCCUUCGCGCGCACUCUCCCUUCAUGAAAAAGCUGGCCUGGACAAAUCAGACGCCGAUGCCGAUAUCCUAUACUCCCAUCCCUCUGCGCGCAUCAUCGCCUUCUCCCCACCUAAGGAGUCAAUCCCUCCACAAAGCAAGGAGACAUUGCCCGAUGCCGACUACCCCAUUGAUACGGUAGAGACCCUGCCAUGGCGAUCGCGCUCCGAGAUCCUGGCCUCCACCGGGCCCAUAGUAAUAGAGAAGGUCCGUGGUUCCAGCUAUUUCCUUAAAUCCGCCGACCAGAAGGUCAUCCACACCAUCAUGCGCAAUUCGCAAUGUUGGUGUGUCGACGGCGAAUCGAAAUUCGUCUUGCGCACAGGCAAGUUCAGAUAUUACAGAAUCGAGCUGCCCUCGGAAACAGAAGAGGACAAGAAGAAGGUCGAGGAAUUAAAAACCGCGCUGCCGAAAGUACUCCGGUUUGAAAGGACGCCAUGUCCUUUCAAGCGCGCAUUUCACGUGGAUCUUCCAGAGGAUGCAAUAACGCCUCGAAGGAAAGGUACAUGGAAAAGAAAACAGCAACCAGAACCUGUGACGCCAAAUACUGACCCGUUGCCGGUCGGAAGGACGAGGAAUCCACGAUCGUGGAGCUUCCAAGGACAGAACGGCUUGACAUCCGUUCAGACUUAUGGGCGCCGUGGAUCAGACUACGGUUACAGUCCAAGUCCAAGCUCAUCUCGGUCCCGGCCGGCAAUCGACGGCUAUCGGUCCUCCACCCCAUCGAGUGUGGCUUCUAGCGAGGACGUCCAUGAAAGGACACAGUAUGACGAGUCAAGCGAGGAUGGAUUGCAGCACGAAGAGGAUCAUGAGGAGGUUGAUUUCAGGCAGAAGCUUGAUAAAGGCACAGAUGACGCUUCGCACCCGCAGCGGCCGCCUAUCGCUGGUGAAGAAUCAAUGAACCUGUACCAAUCAUCUUCAAGCGAGCACGAAGGCGGUCGACAUGAAGAAUCGGAGGAUGUGUCCCCUGCGCAGCUCGCUGAUCCUUCAGCGGUCGGAGCUGGAGCAGAGCCAAGCAUUGAAGUGAAGGCGACUUCAAUACAGUCCGAACAAAGUGAUGUGGACGAAAUAUCAGACAAUGCAAAUGCACGAGAACCAGCAGAGGAGAACUUGGAAAAUGAGGUUCAUCACGAGAGGAUUUGCCCAGCUAUGGAACAUGCGGAAGCACGGCCGGAAGGGCGUCGUGAGGAUGAUGAGGAAGCUUCCGUGGAUGGAGCUUCCGACGAGUCAAUACGAGCGAGCCUAACAUCUGUGUCCACUGAAACCGAAUCUGGCAUGGCUCUCUCCCAAAAAUUUGAGCCGUUGACCGACGGCGCAGGUGUCGAGGCCAUGAAAGAGUUGGCCUCAGCAGAUACUAUAGAGGACACCGAGGAAGCCCCGUCAUUACACCAGAAAGAGGAUUUUGAGGCGCAUGAAGUAGUCGCCGCCGUAAACGAGGGUGCUCUUAGCAGGGUGUCGAGUGUGGACUCCUUCUACACGACAGAUUCUGCAACACAAGAACCGCUUAAUGAGCAUGUUCAAGUCAUCGACUUUGACCAAGCGCCCCAUGCGGAAGAGUUCACUCCUUUCUCUCUGAACAGAAAUCAGCACCAAAGAGGUCUUUCGGAACUCACGGUCACGGCAUCCACUGUGGAAUCCGAACGCAGUCCUACGCAACGGCCCUCAACCAGCGACUCAAUGGACAAGCCUUCAACUCCAGGUCUCGCGCAAUCUUCUAUGUCCGAUUCAUCGUGGCCGGAGGUUCAUACACCCCCAUCCUCACUUCCCAAAGAAGGAUUGAGACGGCGCUUGAACAUCAAACGAUCCUUUUCUCCUCUCCCACCAUCCACGACCUUGCUAUCACCUUCUCCCUCCCCAACAAACUAUGGAAGCCCCUUUACGGCCGAAUUUCUCCAGAAAGCCGCUAACGUGGCUUUGGUCAAGCCAAUCGAAGCGGUUGUUCUGCUGGUCCACAUUCUAGCUCGCAUCGCCGGUGGUGCCACGGUGAGUGAUCUACUUAGUGGCGAGUUGUUUCGCAGACCAGAGGCACAUCGGAGGAGGACAAGUUUCCCAGACCAACCUCCGGGGCCAAGGGAUGAUAGCGAAGAAGAAGAUGACUUUGGAGUGCCGAUCAGAGGGCGGACGAAAAGUCAAGAUCCGAGUAUGACUCCCGGCACAACAAGCACUAUGACGACGAAGGAUGACGAUCCAGACUCCAUAUUCGAUCUGGAUUAG